Molecule: messenger RNA, 438 nt
Organism: Aureococcus anophagefferens
Lineage: Eukaryota; Pelagophyceae; Pelagomonadales; Pelagomonadaceae
Exons: 1
Biological process (GO): protein folding; protein peptidyl-prolyl isomerization
Molecular function (GO): peptidyl-prolyl cis-trans isomerase activity
Source: RefSeq, a predicted model, not a curated record
GGCCGCAUCGUCCUCCAGCUCACGGACGACGCCACGCCGAAGACCGUCGCGAAUUUCCUCGCGUACGUCGACUCGGGCUUCUACAACUCGACGAUUUUUCACCGCGUCAUCUCCAAGUUCAUGAUCCAGGGGGGUGCGGUCACCACCAAGUUCGUCGAGAAAUCCACGCGCGCGGCGAUCGUCGACGAGGCGGCCGCCGGCCUGCAAAACCUCGCGGGCACCGUCGCGAUGGCGCGCUACUCCGCCGCGGACUCGGCCACCGACAGCUUCUACAUCAACGUCGUCGACAACACGUAUCUGGACUACAGCUCGACCUCCGACGGCUACUGCGCCUUCGGCGCCGUCGUCGCGGGCUUCGACGUCGCGGAGGACAUCUCCAAGACGCCGACGCACACGUACGACGGCUGGUCCGACGUCCCCGUCGACGAGGUCGUCGUG